This is a messenger RNA of Prorocentrum cordatum, 779 nucleotides long. Lineage: Eukaryota; Dinophyceae; Prorocentrales; Prorocentraceae. The record is from the annotation of a GenBank genome assembly.
GCGGACAGCAGCGCCGCCCUGCUCUCGGUGCACCUCGGCGCAGGCGACGGCGCCCACACAGAGGAGGGGGUCGCCCACCUCGACCUGCGGGUGGCCCUCGGCGCCGGCGCUUCCGAGCUGCUCGCCGCGCUGGAGCUCAACGCCAGCAGGCCCACCGGCGAGCUCGCCGUGCGCCUCGAGCUCUCCCGCUCUGGCGACCCGCUGCUGCUCCUGGAGGGCAGCGGCUCCGCGGAGGGCAGCACCAUCGACGACUUCUCCGCGAACGUGUCAGGCCACCUCCGCGUCGGCCACGGCGCGCCGGAGAAUGCCACGGGCUGGGGGCCGGCCUCGCCCGAGGCGGCAGGCGUGGGCGCGCAGACCACCACGACGGCCGGCAGCCCGCUCUCCACGACCGAGGCGCCUGAGGACUUCCAGGUCACAACAGAGGCGCUGGACGCUGCGGGCGCGGAGCAGGCCACGACCGAGGCCCUCCAGGAGGACUCCUGGGGGCCGGACGAGCGCCUCUGGGCACCCGGCGAAGCGCCGGACGAGGCCGACGCAUCGGCAAGCUGGCCGCAACCUCAGAUGUUCUCCCUGGCCGCCUGGUCGUCCAACGGCUCGGCUGCGGCUUCCGCCUCGGUCCAUGGGGCGCACGCGCACGUCACGCUGGACCUCGCCAGGGAAGGCCCCGCGCCGUGGUUCUCCCUCAACGCGACGGCCGCGGCUGAGGGUGUCGAGGCUUCGUUGGCCGCCGCGGGAAACCUCGGCGAGCCCGGCGGCUGGGCGCUGGUCAGUGCGAG